AUGCUGGCGGCGCACCUCUCCGCAGACGUACCACGGCAAAGACGUCAGACGAGGCGCGGAGGAGCAGGCGGUUAUGCCAGACCAGAAGUUCCGGAGAACCGUGACUUCACUGGUGGACCCGACUAUGGUUCGGGCCCUGGGGUGACCUUUGAUGAUGCGGCUCCGGCUCGCGACUCUCAAGCUAGGCCACAAGGACCAUCUGGUCACGGAGGCCACGACGACGGCAGCUACGACCAUAGCAAAGACCACGGAGACCACGGAGAGUGGAGGCUAGAGGAUGCCAUACCAGGAACUCCAGAGUCUGACUACCCUACCUUCACUACCAUUCCUGAAACCAGCUUCGAUUGCAAGGCGCAGCAGUUUCAGCACGCCGGAUAUUUUGCUGAUGUUGAGGCUCGGUGCCAGGUGUUCCACAUCUGUCAAGAAGACGGCCGCCACGACAAAUUCCUUUGCCCAGUGGGUACCAUCUUCAACCAGAAGUACUUCGUUUGCGACUGGUGGAAGAACGUCGACUGCAACGAAGCCACCAGCUACUACAACCUCAACGACGAGCUCUACAAGGAGACUGGACCAACUCAGCAACACCACGGCAGCCAGGGUGGCAGCCAAGGCGCUGCAGCUCCAGCACCACGUCCGGCAGGCCAAGGCCCAGCCGGAGGCGGUGUCAGCGACUUUGGAACUCGGCCACAGACCGUCCCCGGAACCCCACAGGGUUCCAAGGACUACGGGCAGGACUACGAGGCACCGGAAAGGGGAUACGGUGGCGGUGGCAGACGCCGUGGAAGCCAAGCUCAAGGCAGUGAAUUGUCUCAGGUGUAUUACUGGGACGACUAG
Messenger RNA from Ornithodoros turicata, 834 nucleotides. RefSeq lists its product as uncharacterized. Lineage: Eukaryota; Metazoa; Arthropoda; Arachnida; Ixodida; Argasidae. Gene Ontology annotation, cellular component: extracellular region. The transcript is spliced from 4 exons. The record is from RefSeq and is a predicted model, not a curated record. Gene Ontology annotation, molecular function: chitin binding. Bases 1 to 834 code for a protein of 277 amino acids.